Apiotrichum porosum is the source of this 1899-nucleotide messenger RNA. RefSeq lists its product as uncharacterized. Lineage: Eukaryota; Fungi; Basidiomycota; Tremellomycetes; Trichosporonales; Trichosporonaceae. Gene Ontology annotation, molecular function: transcription cis-regulatory region binding; zinc ion binding; DNA-binding transcription factor activity, RNA polymerase II-specific. Gene Ontology annotation, cellular component: nucleus. The record is from RefSeq and is a predicted model, not a curated record. Gene Ontology annotation, biological process: positive regulation of transcription by RNA polymerase II. The transcript has 3 exons. The coding region runs from base 1 to 1899 and encodes 632 amino acids.
AUGCCGACGUCUCCACCGCUGGCACCAAAGCGCUCCUCCAUCGACGCCGCAGGGCCGAGCUCGGGACCCGCCGCAGCAGGCGGUGACGGUAACGGCGACGGCUCUGCUUCGGGAUCGUCGGCCAAGCGCACGCGUUCACGCAACGGCUGCCUUGUGUGCCGUGCGCGCAGGAUCAAGUGUGACCUCGAACGUCCAGAGUGCCGUCGCUGUGUCAACUAUGGCGCCGAAUGUGUUUACCCAGUGAAAAAGGCCUUUGACGCCGUCGCCGUCGACGCUGCGCUGGGUAGUCGCCAUAACCGCCCGUCCAACGUCGCAGCCACCGCUAUUGCCGUGCACGGCGGCGACGGAGGUUCAGACGCCCACCUCGACAACAGCGCUCACUCGCCGCCAGCACACUCUCUCGCGUCGUCGCUGCCUCCGUUGCCUCCCCUGCCGCCCCUCCGCCCACGCGGCGACGAGCGCCGUUUGAUCGACUCUGUGCCCCCCUUGGAACUUGUGCACGCACUCUUCCGCAAGACCAAGAUGGGAUCGUUCUUCAGCAACCCUACAGACCCUCCAGAAUUCCUCUCGCUUGCGUUUCCCGAGCCGGAUGACCUGCGCUGUUUCCACCACGCGCUCACGUAUAGUCUGUCCAUCAUGGUCAUUGACGAGGAUCGCAACCCAUGGGUGGAACACAUUGCACCCAUGUUCCUGUUCCCCACGGGCGACGCCCCGCUCUCGACCCAAGCGCUCAAGUACUCCAUGCUCGCGAUUGGUGCGACACACCUGGCAUACCUCGAGGCAACAAGCCGCGUUCCGAAUGCCGAGCACACGCUCCAGCUGUCAAAGAACUACCGUCACACUACCAUCGGGCUCCUGCGCCAGGCGCGGCGUAUGCCCAGCGAGCGCGAGCACGAUGCCUUUUUGGCCGCCUCGCUCAUGCUCGUCGACCACGAUAUCCUCGCUGCGUCAGUCUCCUGGCGUGAACCGCUCCGCUACGCAAAGACCGCGCUCGCAUACCGAGGAGGCGCGGGCAGUGUCCUCUUUGGACCCGACUGGCGUACAGCACUGUCCGGACGCGGAAUGGACAUUACACCGCCUCCCUCCGUUCGACGCUACCUCGUCGAGCACGGUGUCAUGCACGACAUUCUUUCGUGUUUCACCACCGGCGAUCCACCGACAAUCCUCAACAAUGACUCGCCCUGGUGGGAGGCGCUCGGUACCACGGGCAUCACGGACCGCGAGGUGAGUACUACUGCUAGACGUGGUUACAUGCUGACCGCGGCUCAGUGGGAAUCCAUCGAAUCCCUUGUGGGAUUUGACCGCUCCAUUCUGCGCAUCUUCUCGAGCGUUCUGGCGCUGUACGCCGAGUGGCGCCGGUUCGAGGACCGCUACCGCCCUGUCAACGAGCUCGACCCGAGCGUCUCUCCGCACAGCUCGGCCGCCAUGGAUCGUCUCGAGCUGAGCCGCCGACUGACUGACAUGCAAAUGGAGCUCGCGACGUGGCGCGCCGAAGCGUCGACCCGGUACAUGGCUGCGCGUACCAUGGUGGGCAGCAUGACGCUCUGGCACGCGGCCCAGAUCCUCAUUCUGCGCGACAUGCAGAAACGCUCGCGGGAGGACGCCGAGAUCCAGUCGUCUGCGGCGGCCAUCCUCGAGCUGUGUAUCGAAGUGGGCGACAAGGUCGAGUUUUUAAACUGGUCGCUCGUCGUUGCCUGCUGCGUCAUCCUGGACCCGGAGAAGCGCAACGUGGCCCGCGGCAUCAUCAAGACGUUUGCCUACCAGUGCUGCCACGAGAUUGAGUCGACCCGCAUGCUCAUCGAGGAGAUGUGGCGGCGCAUGGACGAAGGAUACGACGACGAGGCGUGUAACUGGCGCGAGAUUGCGAUUGAGAUUGGUCGCUCCGUGCUCAUCGGUUAG